AUGAUCCCGGACGAGAAAGCCCCCGAUCCAUACGACCCCAUUGGGCUUCCGGACUACGAUCGAGAAUUCAUCGAUCCCGACGACCUGCACCGGUUCGAGAAAGCGUUAAAUGCGCCCGAGACCAACAGCUUGACCUUGGUGGCCAUCAACGACUGGCGUCCGAUCAACCAGAAGGUUCGCAAGCGCCGGAAAGCCCCAAAGCGAAGCAAGGAUGAGACGAGGGAAGGUGUGCUUUACACGCUCCUGAAAUGGCCGUUUCUGGUGACCGUGUUCGCGUGGAUCACCGUGCUCAGUAUCGGCUACGUACUGGUCCGGGUGUAUAUCUUUCUGUACGAGCAACUCGUGACGUGGCGCGGCAAGCGCCAGAAACUGCGUCGAAGCCUGUGGACGAAGACCAAUUAUCCGGAUUGGUUAAAAGCUGCCCAAGAGCUGGAUGCCCAUUUGGGUAAUGUCAAAUGGAAGCAGGAGGAUGAAUAUGCCUACUACGAUCACCUGACGAUCAACAAGGUCGUGGCUCAAUUGAAAGAUGCCAGGAAGGAUGCCGAAUGGGAGUUGCAGCACCGGCGCAUCGACGCUAGUGAACCGCCUGCCGUGGAGGAGCUGCAGGCUAUCCUCGAGGCGUGCGUCAAGAACAACUUUGCCGGAGUGGAGAACCCUCGCGUCUACAGUGAGGCGUACUCCGGGACAAAGGAUCUGGUCCAGGAAUACAUCGACGAAGUACACGCCUGCAUCAAGCUAGUUCUUGACAGCAAACAAAUUGACAAGGAGGCCAAGUACCGGCACUUCAAACACCUGGAUACCAAUUUCGGACGCACUGCCCUCUGUCUUUCGGGAGGAGCAACCUUCGCUUAUUACCAUUUCGGUGUCGUGAAGGCACUCCUGGAUAAUAAUGUCCUGCCGGAGAUCAUCACGGGUACGUCUGGAGGCGCGCUUGUGGCGGGCUUAGUCGCGACGCGCACCGACGAAGAACUGAAGCACCUACUGGUGCCAGCCCUCGCUCAUCGGAUUCGUGCCUGUCACGAACGGUUUCCCACGUGGAUGCGUCGCUGGUGGCGAACUGGAGCUCGAUUCGACACCCUCGAUUGGGCUCGACAAUGCAGUUGGUUCUGCAGAGGGUCCACUACCUUCCGGGAAGCGUACGAACGGACGGGCCGCGUCUUAAACGUCACCUGCGUGCCUUCGGACCCUCACUCGCCGACCAUUCUAGCCAACUAUCUGACCUGCCCGGAUUGCGUUAUAUGGAGUGCCGUGCUGGCCUCGGCAGCUGUUCCAGGGAUUCUUAAUCCAGUGGUGCUAAUGACCAAGAGACGCGAUGGAACACUCGCACCGUAUUCAUUCGGACACAAGUGGAAAGAUGGCAGUUUACGCACCGAUAUACCCAUCAAAGCGCUUAAUUUGCAUUUCAACGUGAAUUUCACUAUCGUUUCUCAGGUCAACCCGCACAUCAACCUCUUCUUCUUCAGCUCGCGAGGCACUGUUGGACGACCAGUGACGCAUCGCAAGGGGCGCGGCUGGCGCGGCGGUUUCCUGGGCACUGCGAUCGAACAGUAUAUAAAACUGGACCUGAACAAAUGGCUCCGCGUUCUCCGACACUUGGAGCUUCUCCCUCGACCAAUGGGCCAGGACUGGAGUGAGAUUUGGUUACAGAAAUUUAGCGGCACAGUGACUCUCUGGCCCAAGACCGUCCCGUCCGACUUCUAUCAUAUCCUCUCGGACCCCAGCCCGGAACGACUAGCGCGCAUGCUCCACGCCGGCCAGCAAAGCGCUUUCUCCAAAAUUCAAUUCAUUCAGAACCGACUCAAGAUCGAGUUUGCAAUCAUGAAGGGUCUGAAGCAGUGCGCCCCGGCAGGGACCGUCGGGGGCCGUGCUCUGUCCCCGAUUCUGUCUCGCCGGGUAAGUCAUCCAGAGCACGAGCCCUCGGACGACGACGCGCUGGUCCGGCGGUUGGACGAGAACUUUCCUGAGCGAGACGGCUUCAGCUCCAACGCUUCAACUGCGUCCUCGCGCCCCCAGACCCCGACUUCUCGCCGGCGAAGCAGUGUUAUCGAGGAAAUGCGCCGCCAAUCAGCUGUGUUCUUUGACGACGAUAUCUACACCGACGAGGAUGCCAUUGUCACUUGA
Molecule: messenger RNA, 2121 nt
Organism: Penicillium lagena
Lineage: Eukaryota; Fungi; Ascomycota; Eurotiomycetes; Eurotiales; Aspergillaceae
Product: patatin-like phospholipase domain-containing protein
Exons: 1
Coding region: 1-2121 (706 amino acids)
Biological process (GO): lipid metabolic process
Molecular function (GO): triacylglycerol lipase activity
Source: RefSeq, a predicted model, not a curated record